AUGUCUUCCCCUAACGACACCUGCAAGAUCAAAAAUGAGUCCAACCCGAACGGCAGAACCUUCACCGUCACCCGUGCCGCCCUCGAGCACUCAGCCGUUCUUCGGUCCUUGUUAGAAGACGCGAGCCUACUGCACCAGCCCGCCAGCGGAGAAGAAAGCGUGACCAUUCCCAUCAUUCUCCCAACUGUUAGCGACGAGACGCUAGACCACAUCUUCACCUGGGCCUCCCACUGGCAAGACGAGUUCAAACUCGACGCCGACGCCGCCAACAAAGAGAUCAACUUUACCCACCCGGCCACCAUAAAUGACUGGGAUAGGGGCUUCUUUGAGAAGCUCAACGGGUCGACGCGGCGGAUCAAUGGCCAGGCCAUGUAUGAGCUGCUGGUGGCGACGAAUUACCUGGAUAUUCGCCCUCUGUACCGGAUGGCGGUGGGGUUUGUGGCGGACGCGAUGGAGGGGCUGUCGCCGGAGGAACUUGAUCGGAUGAUUGAUCAUGCGCAAGAGGAACUUGAUAAGCUCAUGGACGUGGACUCUUAA
Messenger RNA from Dichotomopilus funicola, 537 nucleotides. RefSeq lists its product as uncharacterized. The transcript has a single exon. The record is from RefSeq and is a predicted model, not a curated record. The coding region runs from base 1 to 537 and encodes 178 amino acids. NCBI's taxonomy places the organism in Eukaryota, Fungi, Ascomycota, Sordariomycetes, Sordariales, Chaetomiaceae. Gene Ontology annotation, biological process: SCF-dependent proteasomal ubiquitin-dependent protein catabolic process. Gene Ontology annotation, molecular function: cullin family protein binding. Gene Ontology annotation, cellular component: cytoplasm; nucleus.